This is a messenger RNA of Linum trigynum, 2115 nucleotides long. Lineage: Eukaryota; Viridiplantae; Streptophyta; Magnoliopsida; Malpighiales; Linaceae. The record is from the annotation of a GenBank genome assembly.
AAACAAGAUUUUUUCAGGUUUUGUUUUCCAGGAAAUGACAGUUUCAUUUUCAUUUUAAUUUUGUUUUCUGUUGUGGCAGCUAACAGAAAUGGAAUGGCAAGUAAACGGCCCAUAACUUGUCAUGUCUGUGAUAAAUGGGAAUGGUGGUCUUACUUCCUCCCUUUGGCUAAAAUGAUUUGUUGUUGCAUCUCAUUUUGAUGGUUCAUCGAAACCUAUUGAGUCAUCGAUCGUUGGUUUCACUUAUAUUUUUCCAAUUGAUAGCUUGAGCCUUGAGUUUCUCUUACUUUGUGCUCUUCCUUGAAAGUUGAAACCUUAAAUGUUGAUUAACCGAAAUCGGAAUCCGAGAAGCAACUAAAUUAGUGUUUCAUUAAUAUUCAGGUUUGGUUAGAACCCAUCGAAAACUCGAGACAUUCACCCUAUCUCCCCCCAUUACGGUUGCACAUCUUUAUCAUAGUUGUUUAUAGAUCAAAAACUGGUGGUAUAUAGGCUCGGUUUUAGGUCAAUCUAAAUCCUAUACAUGUUUUCUUGCUCCAAAACUGUUCCUGUCCCAAAUGGUCAGAGUCAUGAUUGCGGAGGAGCUAUUCUGGAGGACGUUCGGUGCUUGGCCUCUCGCUUUAGCAGAGUUUCUUACUUGUUUGUGUCCCGUCAACCCAAUAAGGUUGCCCAUCUUGUGACACAAAAGGCCCUCUCAUCGAGAGUUCGGCUAUUGGUCGACUCCCGCGUACUCUUGUUUUCUUCUGCUUGAUGGAUUUUAAUAAAUACCGACUUUGGAGGGGGGAAAAUGGUUAGAGUCAGACUCCAAUUUCUAACCUACAAGUUGAUUUCUUUCGUCAUCACGAGACAUGGGGCCCCUCUCGGAAUGGGUUAGGGUGGAAAGUGAAUUUCUAGUAUCCACCAUUUAUUUUCUUUUCUUUCCUCUUUUUUUAAUCUUACGGUUAAGAUUAUCUCAGGAUAAUUUUGGAAGAAAAAAAGGACCACACUUGAUUAUUCUAUAUAUUCUACCCUAACCCUACUUCUACAGCCAAACCCGCCGUAGCCGCAAGCUCUCACCCUCCUCGACGAUGGCUUAGGGUUUGCUUGUCCGACGACUCCUUCCGCGCCUCUUUAUCUGGCCACGGGCGAGUCACCAGUCGGAUGGGUGGCGAUCCGAGCAGCUCGACCACAUCGUCGUCCACCUCGACGGAGAUCCUACCUGCCGAAUUCCCCGCCGUCUACCAACGGAGCCGGCGAUUACCUCGACUCGCCCCCGCCGCUCUUCGACUCUCCCGACAGAUUCCACCACAUCUACGCCGGCACCGUCUCAUCGACGAUACAAAUCUCUUCCUUCUCCGCAAUCACAACAACAACGACGAUACUAUUAUUAGUUCUCCAACUACCGUAAGCCAGUCGUACUGGGCCGGUGGGAGGAAUGAGAGAAUCUCCACCGCCGCGGCAGCUGUCCGAGAUCACGUCGUGCGCUGAGGAGGAAGGAUUGAUAUUAUUUUUCCGUAGUGAUUUUUUUUAAAAUGGUAGUCAUUUUUCCCCGUAGUGGUAGUGUUAUUGUAGUAUUGGUAUUGUUUUUGUCGCAUUGGUAUUAUUUUUGUCGCAUUGGUAUUGAUUUCGUCGCAUUGGUAUUGAUUUCGUCGCAUUGGUAUUGAUUUUGUUACAUUGGUAUUGAUUUUGUCGCAUUGGUAGUGAUUAAAUCUGCAAUGGUAUUGAUGUUUUGUGAAAUGGUAGUGUUUUUAUUUCUUGAAUGAUAUUGAUGUUUUGUACAAUGGUAGUAUUUUUUUAAUGGAUUGGUGUUGAUUUAUUGUUUUGUUGUUGCAGCUGUAUUAGUUUGGAUUAACGAAAUCAAGGAAAGAUUGAGAAAAAGAUGGAAGAGAGAUCUGGCUCAAAAAUUGUGAAAGUGAGAGAAAGAGGGAGAGAAAAAUUGUAUUUAAUAUAUUUAUGUAAUUUCUUAUUAAAAAAAAUCAUUAAUAAAUUUUUUUGUUAUACUCAAUUUGCUCUUAGUAACCACGGUAGUAAUCACCGUAACCUGUCCCGUCCUCUCUCCCAGUAGUCUUCUCUCAUUCUGCGUCUGCGGAAGUGAAGUGACGAGUACGUGGUGUAACUGAAAAAUUAAAUUCCAACCGCGAA